Messenger RNA from Thermochaetoides thermophila DSM 1495, 1524 nucleotides. RefSeq names its product DNA polymerase eta-like protein. The record is from RefSeq and is a predicted model, not a curated record. Lineage: Eukaryota; Fungi; Ascomycota; Sordariomycetes; Sordariales; Chaetomiaceae. Gene Ontology annotation, biological process: error-prone translesion synthesis; response to radiation. The transcript has 4 exons. Gene Ontology annotation, molecular function: DNA-directed DNA polymerase activity; damaged DNA binding. Gene Ontology annotation, cellular component: site of double-strand break; replication fork; nucleus. Bases 1 to 1524 code for a protein of 507 amino acids.
AUGCAGCAGCCACUAGCUCCGAAUGUUUGGGAUGUUCAGCAGACGAGCUGGUCCAACAACGAUAUGCCACCCCGCGAAUGUGCCCGCGAGGACUCAAGUGUCUCCAACCCUAGACGAUGCUCUCAAUUUACCUUCCGUCACCUGAGCCAGAUGGCUUCAUGUAUCCCCUCUUCGCCUUUACGAGUCGUAGCACAUAUUGAUUUGGAUUGUUUUUAUGCUCAAGUUGAGAUGGUGAGACUCGGUAUCGCCGAAGAUACACCCUUUGCGGUGCAACAAUGGCAGGGUCUAAUUGCUGUCAACUACCCUGCGCGCAGUUAUGGGAUCGGCCGGCAUUGUACCAUUACUGAAGCGAAAAAGCUCUGUCCGAAGCUGAUCACCCAGCAUGUUGCUACCUGGAGAGAAGCAGACGGCAAAUGGGCCUAUCGUGAAGAUCCUCAAGUUGCGACCGAUAAGGUAUGUCUUGACCCUUAUCGGUCCGAGUCGAGGAAGAUUCUGGUCCUCAUUAAGGAACUACUCCCUCACGGCCUUCAGAGGGUGGAAAAGGCAAGUAUCGAUGAGGUGUUCCUGGACCUCUCUGCCCAUGUUCACGCCAUUUUGCUCGAACGCUUCCCUGAACUUCUUAGUCCCCAGCCACAUAGGGACUUGUCUGAGCUGCUCCCGCUUCCCCCUAUCUCUGAUCUGGACUGGCAAGCCGACACACUGGUCGACGCAGGAGAUUCUGAUAACAAAACGCUCGCAAUUCUCGACCCAGAUUGGGAUGAUGUGGCUUUUUAUGUGGCAUCUGGGAUUGUGCGGCAUCUUCGUUCGUCUAUCAAAGAGAAACUCGGCUACACAUGCUCCGCAGGAAUUGCAAGGAACAAGCUUCUUAGCAAGCUGGGUUCAAGCUAUAAGAAGCCUAACCAGCAAACCGUCAUACGGAAUCGGGCAGUUGCACAUUUUCUGUCUGGGGUGAAGUUCACUAAGAUCCGCAACCUUGGUGGCAAAUUAGGCGAACAAGUCAGCCGCGCCUUCAAUACCGAUUCGAUACCAGAUCUUCUCACUGUUCCUAUCGAGCAAAUGAAGGUGAAAUUGGGAGACGAAACCGCAAUCUGGUUAUAUAACACGCUUCGGGGCGUUGACAUGAGCGAGGUGAACCCUAGGAUCCAAAUCAAGUCGAUGUUGUCGGCCAAAUCCUUCCGACCUACCCUCACCACUAUUGACCAGGCCGUCAGAUGGUUGCGCAUCUUUGCCGCUGAUAUAUUUUCUCGGCUAGUCGAAGAAGGAGUCUUAGAACACAGACGCCAUCCAAAAACUAUCAACCUGCACUACCGUCCACUCGGCGGACAGGCCCGUUCACGCUCCUGUCCUAUCCCUCAAGGCCGCGCUUUGGAUGAUGGUACAUUAUUUGAUCUGGCAAAGACCCUCUUGACGCAUAUCGUUCAAGAUGGGAAUGUGUGGCCCUGCGCUGGCCUCAGCCUUAGCGUUGGCAGCUUCGAAGAUAGCGUUUCAGCCAUCGUCUGCGAGCACAAUCUGUUGAAGACGUAA